UCGCCGCCAUAGUCCGUUAGUUUACCAUCGUUAUCCCACAGUCUAGAAGCCCAUGGACACGGAAUGGUAACCACUUGAAAGUAAAUGAGGCUCAAGACAUCAUAUAAAGGGACCUCAAGAAUGCGACAAAAUCAGGUCUUGGAACUACAACUACUACUAACAACAUACCUGAUGCCCAGUAUUGCAUCAUUCAUAUUCAACUACCAGGUCCUCUCCUCGAGGCUCGGCUGUGAAAUCAGAAUGACCCUUCCUGCUGUCUGUGCCACCCGACAUCCACCACGAUGAUAUUCACUCCGGAUUGCCUCUUUUCGACAAGAUCCAAGAUCCAAGACCAUCCACUGUCCCAGGUAAACGAGAUGGCUAAAAACGCUCGCAUCCUCUGGGUUUCAUUCCCCCUGGUCCGGAGAACUCGACUUCCUGUUCGAUUCAUACGAGGAAAUUGAUGAUCCU
Molecule: messenger RNA, 450 nt
Organism: Aspergillus campestris IBT 28561
Lineage: Eukaryota; Fungi; Ascomycota; Eurotiomycetes; Eurotiales; Aspergillaceae
Exons: 1
Coding region: 121-285 (54 amino acids)
Source: RefSeq, a predicted model, not a curated record